AUGGCUGGUGAAGGUGGUGUUGACAUUGAUUUGUAUGCAACAGUAGAUGAAUUUGAGCCAGAAGUGACAGGACAGCAUCUUGGAAGUGAAGGCUUGGACCUGUAUGAUGAUGUACUAACAACUGGAGGAGUUGAGGAUGAAGCACUACAAGCACAUUAUGAAGACGACGUCGUUGCAGUUGAUAUUGCUCCUGAACCAGCCAUGCCAGUACAGCAAGGAGUUUAUGAAUACAAAUCAUACACAACAGUCCAUCCUAAAUCAGCAGCAGGACGGAUCUCACACACCUACUAUGAAAGAAACAAAGGAAAACCCCUAUAUGUUGGCAAUUUGACAUGGUGGACAAAUGAUCAAGAAUUAACAGAAUAUUUGCAAGAGUGUGGUGUAACAGAUCUGCUGAACAUUAAGUUCUUUGAAAACAGAACAAAUGGUCAAUCCAAAGGCUUUGCAAUGAUUGAGCUUGGCUCUGAGACAUCAGCCUUACUUGUUACAGAAAAAUUGCCCAAAAUGGAGAUUCAUGGACAAUAUCCAGUUGUCACACCAGCUACUAAACAGUUUUUGCAACAGUUUGAAGCUCAAUCUAGGAAAAAUAAUCCUGGAAGUGGGGGAGGUAGCCACAGUGAACAGGAAAACCAAGGAUAUCAACAAGGUGGUAGAGGGUUUGGUUACAACCGCGGAGGUUUCAGGGGGCGGGGUGGAUUCCCUGUGCGUCCAGGGAUGGGAAGAGGGUUUGAGCAUGGACCUCCACCCGGGGAUAUGGGCCGUGGAGCACCUUGGAUGGGACCGGGUCAUAUGGCAAUGCCAAGACAUCCCACUCCUGGAAUGCCACCUUUUUAUGGAGAGCACCCACCUGCUUACAAUCCAAUGAUGCAACCUCCCCAAGUGGAAAAACCUCUUGGUCCAAUGCCACCUCAAAUGCAUGUUCCACAGCAACCCCCUCCACCCGGAGCUGGACCAAUGGUGGAUCAUCGAGCUGCAGGUAUGGUUCCAGGAUUCCCCAAAGCACCCGUUGCACCACAUGUGAAUCCAGCAUUCUUUCCUGAGGGGCCACCGCCAGAGACAUUCUUGGCAGCUGGAACUACAGGUGUCGGUGCAACACAAUUUUUGCCAAGGCCAGGUGAUGAGUUUAGUGAGUCCAUGAAAAGAAAUCAAAUGCUUGCAAGCACCGCUAUCAAACGAGCUAUGUCCGAUGCUAAUGCUGGCGACUAUGAGAGUGGAAUUGAAACACUAGUGGGAGCCAUAUCGCUUAUUAAACAAUCCCCAACGGCUGCAGAAGAGAGAUGCCAGGUCCUCGUACAGUCGUUACAGGAUUGUUUGCAAGGACUGGAAAUGCAGCUACUAGAAAGGAGGUCGACUGGCAGUAAACACCAUUACAGCGACAAAGAUGAUUACGAGGGCGAAACCAGAGAAAAACGCCACAGACGCAGACGGUCACGGUCAAGAUCGCGUGAUAGGGACCGAAGGUCAAGAUCACGUGACAAACGUUCGAGAUCGCGUGACAGAGAUCGCCGUCGCCAUAGAUGAGCAAACAAGCGCGAAAGAUAUUUCACAUACUUCUGAUUUCGUUUGUUCUUUUAGUUUCUUUUGGCGGUUUUAACUGCAAUUGUAAAUAUGCAUUUAGGGAGUGACUUUGUUUCCGGCUAUCGUGCGAUGUUUUUUCCAUCCUCAUUUUGUCGAGACAGUCUCAGGGUUUUUUUCCGCCGGAAAGAUUGCUAUGUCUACGCCCUUUAGAGAGCUUUGGGAGCUUGUAUCGAAGAGUUGUAAGUAGAUGUCAAAUAAAAUCACGAGGAAGUCUUAUUCUGGA
Pocillopora damicornis (cauliflower coral) is the source of this 1801-nucleotide messenger RNA. Its product is annotated as cleavage and polyadenylation specificity factor subunit 6. NCBI's taxonomy places the organism in Eukaryota, Metazoa, Cnidaria, Anthozoa, Scleractinia, Pocilloporidae. The record is from RefSeq and is a predicted model, not a curated record. Gene Ontology annotation, molecular function: RNA binding.